This is a messenger RNA of Vavraia culicis subsp. floridensis, 1082 nucleotides long. Its product is annotated as Sua5/YciO/YrdC/YwlC family protein. The coding region runs from base 1 to 1071 and encodes 356 amino acids. The transcript has a single exon. Gene Ontology annotation, biological process: regulation of translational fidelity. Gene Ontology annotation, molecular function: double-stranded RNA binding; nucleotidyltransferase activity; tRNA binding. Lineage: Eukaryota; Fungi; Microsporidia; Pleistophoridae. Gene Ontology annotation, cellular component: cytoplasm. The record is from RefSeq and is a predicted model, not a curated record.
AUGUUCACGGUGAUAAAAAGACUGGAGGAUCUUACACCCGACCAGCUCAUCGCAUAUAUCGAUAAAUAUCCGAUCGCGAUACCCACUGAGACUGUGUACGGUCUUGCAAGCAAAAUAUCAAACGUUUCUACUCUAGCGAGUGUAUACACCAUAAAAAAUAGACCAGCAGAUAAUCCUUUGAUCGUGCAUGUCAGCAGUCUGUCCAUGCUUAAAUCACUUGUUGUGGAAAUACCGCCCGCAUACCGUGCACUGAUUGAUCGAUACUGGCCCGGUCCGCUCACUCUCCUUUUUCUUAAGAAUGAACACGUGAACGACGUGGUGACGUGCGGUAGCAAAUAUGUGGGCAUAAGAAUGCCGUCCAAUGAAUGUGCUCGACGUAUAAUCGAGAUUACAGGACCGUUGGCAGCUCCUUCUGCGAAUAUAAGCGGUAGUAUAUCGCCAUCCCAUGCACAGCAUGUCUAUAAAGACUUGGCGGGCAAAAUAGAAUUGAUUGUGGAUGAUGGGCCCUGCAAACACGGGUUGGAAAGCACGAUAUUUACGUGUUAUGAUGGAGGAAACGGAGCUGUGCUGAGACCGGGUGCAAUCACGCAGGAAAUGAUAGAGACGGUUAUCGGGAGAGGUGUUGCAACGGGUGGGUGUGAAAUGGUACCUGGAAAGAAGUACAGGCACUAUGCACCGACCGUACCGUUCUAUCUUUUUGAUUGUGAUGACAAGAUGGUUGCGUGGAUGGAGAGCAGCGUGGACAGGCACGAAUGUGGCAUUCUUAACGGUGAGAACUGCACAAACAUGGCGUAUAGCGGUAAAACGAGUAGCUUGCUUGUGCAUGGUAGUGCACAAUCUGGUCUGGGUGUGCUUGUCACAUCGGAUGCGAUCAAAAAAUUUGUAAUUUCUCGAAAUGUACGUCACAUAGACCUGGGAAGAACAAAACAGGAGAUAAGUAACGGAUUGUACCACGGACUAAGAAUGCUUGAUGGAGAAUGUGCUUGUAUUUGCAUGGUAAGGGUGGACAGGAAGAAUGAGGGAAUGGCAAUCAUGGACCGGGUUAACCGUGCAGCCGGUCAGCUGAAUUAAAAAAUUUGGUC